Molecule: messenger RNA, 354 nt
Organism: Knipowitschia caucasica
Lineage: Eukaryota; Metazoa; Chordata; Actinopteri; Gobiiformes; Gobiidae
Source: the annotation of a GenBank genome assembly
AUGCAAGAGUGCCAUCAAUUUGUGUUCCCAGGACAAGAGCCGCUCACAAAGAAGGGCCACCUGGAUCCCAUAGAUAUUUCUGUUGCCUCAAGAGGAUCUAACAAGAAGGUGACGCUGAUCAAGAACCUUGAGUUGUACGGCCUCGAUCCCACCGUAGUGUCCACAGCUCUGCAGCGGAGAGUCCAGGCCAGCGCCGUCCUGCAGCCGCUGCCCGGCGCCAAAGACCGAGUCAUUGUGCAAGUCCAAGGCAACCAGAUCCAUCACGUUGGAAAUCUUCUCCUAGAUCAUUAUAAAGUACCUCGCAAGUUUAUCCAAGGCUUAGAAAAGGCCCAAAAAGGAGGGAAGAAGAAAUAG